AAUCGAUAGACGAGGCUUGAAGACGCCGCUCAUCGUGCGAUGCUCGCUGCUGCCGCUGCAGCUGCUGUGGGUUUCGGUGUCGGUGUCGUAUAGAGAGGAGGGAGUGUAGCUGCUGCUGCUGUGCGUGACGACAGCGAUGGUGCUGGGAGGACGCGCGAGGUUGCAGGCGGAGACGCCGUGAGCUGCCCGGGCGAUGAUGAUGGUGGUGGUGGUGAUGGUGGUGGAGGAGUGAUUCUGGUGCCGAGUGCAGGAGACGCCGGUCACUGGGAGGAGACAUUGGUCACUGGGAGACACUGGUUACUGGGAGGAGACACUGGUGACUUGGAGACUCGGCCACUUGGAGACACUGGUGGCUUGGAGGAGACACCGGCCACUGGGAGACACUGGUGACUGAGACACCGGUCACUGGGAGACACUGGUGACUUGGAGGAGACACCGGCCACUGGGAGACACCGGCUACUGAGACACCGGCCACUGAGACACCGGCCACUGGGAGACACUGGUGACUUGGAGGAGACACCGGCCACUGGGAGACACUGGCCACUGGGAGGAGACACCGGUGACUGGGAGACACCGGCCACUGAGACUCCGGUGACCCGCUGCGAGGAGGAGACGCUGCCUGCCUGCCCUACGAAGCAGUCCCAGGCGCCAGCUGCUGCUGCUGCUGCUGUAGCCGGUACAGCGAUGGCAGCGAGCGCAGGAGGAGGAGGAGGUGGAGGAGGAGGUGGACGUAGGAACAAGACGACGUCGAGGAAGAAGCACUUCGUGUCCCAGAAGAUGAAGCUCUUCCGAGCGAGUGACCCCCUAUUCAGCGUCCUCAUGUGGGGAGUCAACCACUCGAUCAACGAGCUGGCGCACGUGCCGGCGCGCGUCAUGCUGCUGCCCGACGACUUCAAGGCGCACACCAAGACCAAGGUGGACAACCACCUCUUCAACAAAGAGAACAUGCCCAGCCGCUUCAAGUUCAAGGAGUACUGCCCUGUGGUGUUCCGCAACCUUCGCGAGCGGUUUGGCGUCAGCGAGCAGGAGUACCUGGUCUCGCUGACGAGCCGCGCCCCGGUGAACAGCGACGCGCGGGGCCGCAGCGGCGCACGCGUCUUCACGACGUACGACCGCCGGUUCGUGGUGAAGACCAUCGUGGGGGAAGACGUGGCCGACAUGCACACGAUCCUCAUGAAAUACCACCAGUACGUGGUGGAGUGCCACGGGAACACGCUGCUGCCGCAGUUUCUCGGGAUGUACCGGCUGGGCGUGGACGGCGCCGACACCUACCUGGUGGUGACGCGCAACGUCUUCAGCCCCCACCUGAGCGUGCACUGCAAGUACGACCUCAAGGGCUGCACGCUGUCUCGAGAAGCCAGCGAGAAGGAAAAGGCCAAGGACCUUCCAACAUUCAAGGACAACGACUUCAUCAACGAGAAGAAGAAGAUUGUCAUCGGUGAGGAGGACAAGAAGGCAUUCCUGGAGAAGCUCAGGAGGGAUGUGGAGUUUCUGGUGCAGCUCAAGAUGAUGGGCUACAGCCUCCUGGUGGGCAUCUACGACGUGGAGGCGGGCGACGAGGACGAGGUGGACGACGAGGCGGACGAGGACUACGAGGACGACGACGAGGAGGAGGAGACCAAGGAGGCGGAGGCGGAGCAGGAGGAGGAGGAGCGGCGGCGCCGCGGUUGGCGCAAGGGGAGCAGGGUCGGCCGCGGUAGCGUGGACGCCGCCAACGGCACCGCGGCGCGCGGGGGAGCGGGGGGGGCCGCCUCGCCGGAGGCCGCCGCCGGUGGGGGGGGCGCCGUCGCCGGCUCUUCCGGCACCGCGGCCGCCGGCGCUGCCCCCUCGGGCACUGGCAGCAUCUACGCCAUCGUCGCACACGAGAGUGCCGGCCGCAAGGAAGUGUACUACAUGGGCAUCAUCGACAUCCUCACCCACUACGACGCCAAGAGGAAGGCGGCACACGCAGCCAAGACCGUCAAGAGCAGGGCUGGAGCCGUCUCCACCGUCAACCCGGAGCAGUACUCGAAGCGCUUCCUGGACUUCAUGGCCAGCAUCCUGGAGUGAGCAGCGGAGCGUCGGCGUUGCAGAGUGCCAAUAGCCCCCGGUGGGGUGGGGGGAGAAGAGGCUCGUGGUCUGCCUCUGGUGAUGAUGCUUGUGGAAGAAUGUUGAGACCUAGAAAUCGUGACGAGUGGGGGGAU
Lethenteron reissneri (Far Eastern brook lamprey) is the source of this 2183-nucleotide messenger RNA. Its product is annotated as phosphatidylinositol 5-phosphate 4-kinase type-2 alpha-like. Gene Ontology annotation, cellular component: plasma membrane. The record is from RefSeq and is a predicted model, not a curated record. Gene Ontology annotation, molecular function: 1-phosphatidylinositol-4-phosphate 5-kinase activity; 1-phosphatidylinositol-5-phosphate 4-kinase activity. Lineage: Eukaryota; Metazoa; Chordata; Hyperoartia; Petromyzontiformes; Petromyzontidae. Gene Ontology annotation, biological process: phosphatidylinositol phosphate biosynthetic process.